Linum tenue is the source of this 795-nucleotide messenger RNA. The record is from the annotation of a GenBank genome assembly. NCBI's taxonomy places the organism in Eukaryota, Viridiplantae, Streptophyta, Magnoliopsida, Malpighiales, Linaceae.
AUGGAAAUGGAGAGUGACAGUAGUAAGAAGCAUUUCGUGUUGGUUCAUACAGCCUGCCACGGCGCAUGGGUUUGGUACAAGCUGAAACCGCUGCUUGAAGCUGGCGGCGGCCACAAGGUGAGUGCCAUCGAUCUGGCAGCAAGUGGAGUCGACCAGCGUACUAUCGAAGAAAUCGGGUCGGUAGAAGAGUACUUGGAGCCCUUGCUGAAGCUGCUGGAAUCUCUUCCCGAAGGCGAGAAGGUGAUUCUGGUCGGGGAGAGCUGCGGCGGGAUUAAUAUCACCAUCGCCGCCGACAAGUUCCCGCAAAGGAUUGCGGCCGCCGUCUACGUUAAUGCACUCAUGCCUGAUACCCAGCACAAGCCGUCUUAUGUUCUGGAUACGUGGGUGGAGAAGUUCUUUUCUGAUUGGAAAGACUGCGAGUUCUCUUCAUACAAAAUCGGAAAUGAGACAAUAGCAUCAGUCAAGAUUGGGCACGAGCUUAUGAAGCAGAGCAUCUACCAAAACUCCCCUCUUGAGGAUUAUGAACUGGCGAGGAUGUUGACAAGGAAAGGGUCAUUCUUUCAAGAUGAUUUGGCCAAAAGGAACAACUUCACAGAGCAAGGAUAUGGUUCAGUGAAGAGAAUCUACAUCUAUGGUGAAGAAGACUUGAUCCUAACCAAAGAGUUUCAGUUGUGGCAGAUCGAGAACUUUAAGCCAGACAAGGUCUACGCCAUUGCUGGAGGAGACCAUAAACUCAUGUUCUGCAAAACAAAAGAGUUGCUCAACUGUCUCCUCCAAAUUGCAGCAACUUAUUAA